Staurois parvus is the source of this 542-nucleotide messenger RNA. Lineage: Eukaryota; Metazoa; Chordata; Amphibia; Anura; Ranidae. The record is from the annotation of a GenBank genome assembly.
GCCGCCUCAACCUUCGCAACAUCUCCAGAAUACGCCCCUUUUAACCAAUGAUACCACAAAGCUCUCCAUCAUGAAUACUGCUGCCAGGCUCAUCCACCUUACCAACCGUUCAGUGUCUGCUACCCCUCUCUGCCAAUCUCUCCACUGGUUUCUACUCAGUGUCCUCCACCCCUCUCUGCCAAUCCCUCCACUGGCCUCCACUCAGUGUCCUCCACCCCUCUCUGCCAAUCCCUCCACUGGCCUCCACUCAGUGUCCUCCACCCCUCUCUGCCAAUCCCUUCACUGGCCUCCACUCAGUGUCCUCCACCCCUCUCUGCCAAUCCCUCCACUGGCCUCCACUCAGUGUCCUCCACCCCUCUCUGCCAAUCCCUCCACUGGCCUCCACUCAGUGUCCUCCACCCUCCUCUGCUAAUCCCUCCACUGGCUUCCAGUCAGUGUCCUCCACCCCUCUCUGCCAAUCCCUCCACUGGCCUCCACUCAGUGUCCUCACCCCUCUCUGCCAAUCCCUCCACUGACGUCCACUUAGUGUCCUCCACCCCUCU